Molecule: messenger RNA, 564 nt
Organism: Cercopithifilaria johnstoni
Lineage: Eukaryota; Metazoa; Nematoda; Chromadorea; Rhabditida; Onchocercidae
Source: the annotation of a GenBank genome assembly
AUGCCGGCGAAUGUUCCAACUCCAUUUGUCUGUAGAACGUUAAAUGCACAUAUUUUGAAUGCCGUAAUUGUGACAAUUAUAAAAAAGUCUUUUCGUGAUGGAAUUUCGGCAUUGAUAUGGAUGAAUCGUGAUAUUAUGAUUGCGUUGAUACAUCAGGUAAUCGAUUUAAUCAAUAGAAAUGAUGAUAUGUUUACUGUUGUACCGGAAGAUUCAUUUGAUCACGGAAUGGUAUUUGUUGUUGGUAGCAUUGAUGGUGAUUUGAUCAAUUUGUUGACAUUGUUGAAAAAUAAAAUGCCACCAAUGGCUUAUUACGUCUUUUUAGGUGAUUAUUUGGAUUGUUAUGAACCAACACGAAUUGAUGCAUUAUUAUUAUUGCUAAGCCUGAAAUUACGUUUUCCACGACAUAUUUGCCUUUUUCGUGGCCAUUAUGAAACAUAUGAGAUGUGUAAAGCAAUUGGUUUUGAUAGAGCUAUUAAUGAUGAUCGAUUGUUUCAAAGUUUUAUCAUACUCUUUGAACAUUUGUCUAUUGUUGGACUGUUUGGUAGUACGUUAAUACUAAAUUGA